Messenger RNA from Seriola aureovittata, 3732 nucleotides. RefSeq names its product phosphatidylinositol-4,5-bisphosphate 4-phosphatase 1a (gene pip4p1a). Gene Ontology annotation, cellular component: plasma membrane; late endosome membrane; phagocytic vesicle membrane. Lineage: Eukaryota; Metazoa; Chordata; Actinopteri; Carangiformes; Carangidae. Gene Ontology annotation, biological process: phosphatidylinositol dephosphorylation. Gene Ontology annotation, molecular function: phosphatidylinositol-4,5-bisphosphate 4-phosphatase activity. The coding region runs from base 104 to 916 and encodes 270 amino acids. The record is from RefSeq and is a predicted model, not a curated record. The transcript is spliced from 7 exons.
GUGAUCAUGUGACGCCUGCAUUUCCGACACAACAAUACAACACCGUAUCGGUCUGCAUUCACGCUCCCACUGUCUCCCCCCCUCCUUACGCCUCGCUCUCGGUAUGGCGGACGGCGAGAGGUCCCCGUUACUAUCAGAUCUGGGAGAUGGUGCUCUUGGCAGCGGUAACGGCGGGGUGUCUCCCGGCGCAGCGCCCUACGGUGUGCCCAACAAACCACAGAGCUUCCCUCCAUUCCCCAGCCCAACUCAGCCCUCAGUGCUCCUAGGGGAGGAUCCUCCUCCUUACUCACCGCUCACCUCCCCGGAAAGUGGCAGUGCCCCUGUUAUCAGCUGCAGGGUGUGUCAGAGCUUGAUCUCUGUGGAGGGCAAGAUCCACCAACAUGUGGUGAAAUGUGGGGUCUGCAAUGAAGCUACGCCCAUUAAGAAUGCCCCAGCAGGGAAGAAGUACGUUCGCUGCCCCUGCAACUGUCUGCUCAUCUGCAAAGUCACUUCCCAGAGGAUCGCCUGUCCCCGGCCAUACUGCAAGAGGAUAAUAAAUUUGGGUCCAGUCCAUCCUGGUCCAGCCAGUCCUGACCCCCAGCCAGCCGGGGCCCGGGUCUCCUGUGGACACUGCAGCAACACCUUCCUGUGGACAGAGUUCACAGACCGGACGCUGGCCAGGUGCCCACACUGCAGGAAAGUCUCCUCCAUUGGUCAGAGAUAUCCCCGGAGGCGGAGCUUGUGGUGUUUUCUACUCUGCUUGCUGUUUAGCAUUUCCACCGCCGGGCUGAUGGCUGGAACGUGGGUGAAGGCUCAGACCUACCAGGGGAUCUACGCCUCGUGGGCAGUGCUGCUGCUCCUGGUUCUCGUCACCCUGGCUCGGGCCUUCUACUGGGCCUGCAUGAGGGUCAGCCAGCCCCUCCAGAACUUCACAUAGAGUCCCUUUCAACUCUGCGGCACCCUUCUUCUCAACCCACCAGGCAGGAGGAAAGAUGGCUCAAAAAAAAAGAAAAAAAAAACACACAAAAAAACAGAAUAUUUAUUUAAACCCAACUCCAGAAAGAAAAGGUUCUCCUCCUCCUCCUGUUCCUUCCCUUUUAGUCAAACGUGUUUCUAAAACUGGAUGGCGGUGGCUGCGACUGCUAUAUAUCUAAAGAUAACUAUGAUGAUGCGUAUAGCCUAAUGUACUGUUAAUCUAUUCUAAUCUCAUGGCCAGUGUGGGGUUCAUUUUAACAUUUUUAACACUUUUUCUUCUUCUCUUUCCCCCUUUGUUGUUGUUUAUAAAUUUUGGCUUUAGUCUGUGGCACAUCUGUUGCACUCUCGGAACUUCUGAGACGAGGGCUUCAAGUUACGUCUUAGAUGUGAAUAUAGCCCUUGUUUUUUUUUUUUUGGAGGGGACUGUCCCUUUUCAGUCCUAAUUUGACAUUAGUAUUCCAGCAUUUAACAUUUUUUAAACAGAGAAACAAAUUAUUUUGUGAAAGCGGCGAUGAAGUCAGAUGAAGCUUAAAAAAAAAAUCGAUGCCAGUAGAAGAUGACUGGAGUGACUGGAGGGACAUCAGCCUCCUUUUGUGAAUCGAAAGAUCAAGUAGGUGCUGAAAUAUGUCUGAAAAAUUGAAUUCAGCAGUAUGUGAAGGUAGGCUAUGAUGUGUCUGAACUCGGUGUUUAUGCUGAAUUAUCCCCUGGGACUGACUUUGAUCCAAAGCAGCUUGAAAGCCUUAAAAGGAGGUGUGAUAGAAGGAUUCAAAACACACACGUAUAUACACACACACACACACAGACAGACAUCCACAACCACAUGAAUGGAUAGCUGUACACAACAAAAGCAGGAUGCUCUUUUAGAGUUGCAACAGCUCAGAAACCAGUUUGUCAAAGACAUCCCAGCCUCUCUCUUCAAAGAUGUCUGGUGAACACAUUUUCUCCAUACUGUUGGAAAAAAUGACAUGCAUGCCACUUUGUGUAAAAGUUGGAUAAUUUGUCCUGCUCCUAUAAGAGUGGUAUCCAAUCUCCAGCUCCUUUUCUUUGAUCCAAACUAUAGCAACAAGGUUACUUUAAAACUUCAUUUUUAAAGUAUAUCUAAAUAAAAACUUCUAUCACAUAAAUUCAGUUGAUAUGAACACCAACGUGUGGCAAAGCUCUUCCUCUGAAAUCCAAGAGACGGGUUUACUUUAUUACAUACGUCUAGGAGAUUUGACCCGAGUUCAUUUUAUUCUGCUCGGCUUUCCGAAACAGACCAAAACAUGAAACGAAAACACUAAGAGCUAUUGGCUUUUAGACAUCGAUAUCUGCCUUCUCAUACCCACAAAACCCCUGUGAGUAUAAGGAGUGUUUUAGAUUUGCUCUCUGGCAUUAAUUGUACGUUUUCAUCCUCGGGAGAAGGCUAAGAACAGAAUUUUCAGACCUGUCUGUAUGUGCUUGCUAGCAGAGGUUGAAUAUGUGAAAACACUAAGCUAAAAAAUACAGUACUUGAGGCAUUUGUAGCUUCUGAUACCAAUCCUAAAAUGUUGGGGUGUAUCUAAAUGCAUCAUCGCUCAAAUAAGAUCAUGUAAUUGGCUGGAAAAGACCAUAUUGCUCAACUCUGUCAGCCUUUUCAUUGCAUUUGGGACCAUUCAUGGUGAAAAUAUGACUUUUAAUGUCACUGAAGAUGGAGGCUGAUCCUGAGCUUUCUACUUUGUUAGUUGCAGAUGGUGCUUUCGCCUCAAAGCCAUUUGAAUAUUUGUGAAAGAGGAAAGCUCCACCCUCUCAACUCAAAGCUUGAUAUCAGUCAGAAUAGGUCAGUAAAAAACACAAACACACACUACAUGUUACAUUCUCACUCAGUGUAAGUCCCAUAAUGACUUGUCUGUGCUUCUGAAUGUAGGUGGCAUUUCUUAUUUUAUGAAUUAUGUAUUUUUGUUUGAUUGUAAAUAUAUUUGUUGUUGAUGUACAUUGGAAGUGACUAAGUGAAUUAUGUUGCACUCCGGGCUUAACACUACUGCUGUGAUCGCUGCAGAUGUUUUGUUUAUUUUUAAGAAGGUUAUUUUUGCAACUCUUCACCUGUUACAUAUUUAAUGAUUUGAUGAACUACUAACCUAAUAAGCCUCUGGACACCUGGUCGUGUCCAAAUCUUAACCACAAACACAAGCACAUCGACAUACACACACCAACAACAUUUACGACCGAAUCACAUUCCCAAGCAAUGACAUUUCUAUCUCUCUCACACACACAAACACACACCCAGCACCUUAAACAGUAGUGAGAAACACUGCAUACACCAAGUAAGAUGAGAUGAAGUUACCCUGCUAGACUGAACUGAGGUCGCGGACAGUUCAUAUGGAAGUGUCAUAUUAUUUAUUAUGCACGUUGCAAAAAAGGGCUACUUUAACAGUUAUGUCAUUUUAUUAAGUCCUUAAAUCUUAUUUGUUGUGGAAAAAGUCUGUUGUGGAGUGGGAUUAUUUCACUUUUUUCAAGUCUGGUCCAAGGGCAUUUUUUUUUCUUAUUUGAAAUCAGUACAAUGAUCUGCCAGUUUCUGCAAGUGAUGUUUAGAGCAAAAUUUUUUUUAGACUGUUGGAAACAACUAUAAAAGAUAAGAUUAUAGGACAGAAUUAAGGUGAUAUGACUUGUUUAAAAAAAGACCUUUUUUGCAGUGGAGUGAUCAUGUUUUAUCCAUGACUGCAAAAGAAAUCAAUCAUGUUAAUGCCAAUGAUAAAGAACCUGGCUAAUGCUCUUUUCAGAGUUUGUUUACACACAAAUAAAGACAUGAUGAUGUACAAAACA